Molecule: messenger RNA, 6271 nt
Organism: Styela clava
Lineage: Eukaryota; Metazoa; Chordata; Ascidiacea; Stolidobranchia; Styelidae
Product: ATP-binding cassette sub-family C member 5-like
Biological process (GO): transmembrane transport
Cellular component (GO): membrane
Molecular function (GO): ATP hydrolysis activity; ATP binding; ABC-type transporter activity
Source: RefSeq, a predicted model, not a curated record
UUGAAUACCAAUCUUUUUGUUCUACAGCAUGGUUUGCUACAAUAACCCGUAGAAAUUCCUUUUAAAUAUUACUUGGUAAUUUAUACACAAAAACAACCAAACCAAACGAAGUGUUAUGGGGACCAAGGAAAGCAAUGGUGGUCCUGCCAAAGGUCACGGAGGAAAAAAUGACAAAAGAAAAAUAACAAUGAAAGAGUAUGCAGGCGAUGCUAAACAUGGAAAGUACUGGAGGAGCAUGCAAUCAGCCAAACCCAUUCGAAUCACAAAGAGAAAAGUACCAUCUCCGAUCGACAAUUCCAACUUUUUCGCCUUUAUGACAUUCCACUGGUUGACUGACACUGUCUAUAAAGCAAGGAAAUCUAUUUCUCUGUCCGAUUUACCACCGCUGUCUAUGUACGACACUGCCGAACAUUCGUCGAGGAGAUUAAAUAGACUUUACGAUGAAGAAUAUGACGAAAGAGGUGGGAAGCAAGCAAUGAGACGGGCUUUUCUGCGGUAUAUCCGAACAAGAAUGCUCAUGUCCACUUUCAUCAUUUCUCUCACUGUAUUAUCCGCAUUUAUUGGACCGGCUAUACUUGUCAACAAACUUGUUCAGUUUGCGGAUCUUGAUGAUCCAAGUAUUGGAUAUGGACUUGGUCUUAGUUUUGGAAUAUUAUGCACAGAGUUUGGAAGAUCUUUACUCUUUUCUUUGUUCUGGGCUGUCAAUUACAGAACUGCAGCCCGUGCCAGAGGAGCAGUACUUUCGAUUGUAUUUAGAAAGAUUGCACGAUUGAGAAGUCUCAAAGAUAAAUCUGUCGGAGAGCUUGUAAAUCUCAUUGCAAACGAUGGUCAACGUUUAGCGGAAAUGAUCAUGUAUGGUGGAAUUCUUGUCGGUGCACCUGUCAUGCUUUUAUUUGCUACCAUUUAUUGUUACUAUCUGAUCGGUUGGACAUCCCUUGUGGGAAUCGGUUCAUUUUUGUUAUUCAUUCCUUAUCAGUUUGUGCUCUCCCGAUUAAUGACUGGAUAUCGGAAGAAGGCGAUUGGAAUAACAGAUACUAGAGUCAGGAUGAUGAACGAAGUUUUAACUUGUGUAAAACUGAUCAAGAUGUAUGCAUGGGAGGACAGUUUCGCUGAUUCGAUCAAGACAAUCCGAUCGGACGAGAGGAAGGUGCUCACGAAACAAGCUAUGAUUCAGAGUUUACAAAUAUCUGUUGUUCCUAUAGUACCAGUACUCUCUACAGUAUUGACUUUCCUGGUUCACACGCUCAUGGGUUAUCCAUUAUAUCCAGAUCAGGCGUUUACCGUGAUUGCCAUAUUCAAUGCCAUGAGAUUCAUCCUCGCAAUUCUGCCGAUGUCAGUCAAGGCCGUAGCUGAGGUUUUUGUUUCGUUCGAUCGUAUGGACGAUCUACUACUUAUGGAAGAAAUGAAAGAAUACUCAGUUUCGCCAAAGUCGAGAAAUAACGCUGUUGAGCUGCGAAAUAUGACUGUCGCGUGGGAUGUUAUCGAAAAAACCCAAAGCGGAGAAGACAAGAAAAAAGAUUUCAAGAAGCAAGAAGUUGGCCUAGAAGAAACUGUCGAUGUCAUGUUUGAUAUUGACUUAACAGUACCCAAAGGCAGUUUACUUGGAAUUUGCGGAUCUGUCGGUGCUGGCAAGUCAUCUCUUGUGUGCUCAAUGAUGGGUCAAACCAGAAUCAAAAAGGGAAUCGUUGGCAUUGAUGGAUCCAUGGCAUACGUUCCUCAGCAAGCUUGGAUAUUUCAUGCGACCGUCCGCGACAACAUCACAUUCGGAAAACCAUUUAUUCAAGAAAAGUAUGACAAAGUUGUUGAAGCCUGUUGUUUAAGACCCGAUUUUGAUAUAUUGACUGACGGCGACAUGACUGAAGUUGGGGAAAGAGGAAUCAAUUUAUCCGGAGGUCAGAGACAGAGAAUCAGUCUUGCAAGAGCUGUAUACAGUGAGAAUGACAUUGUGAUUUUGGAUGAUCCUUUAUCGGCCGUGGAUGCACACGUGGGAAAGACAAUAUUUUUCGAUUGCAUCAAAAAAUUAAUGCUGGGGAAAACAGUCAUAUUUGUUACGCAUCAGUUACAGUACUUGAAGGAUUGCGAUCAAGUUCUUCUCCUUAAAAGGGGACGAGUCGCUGAGAUCGGAUUGCACGAUGAUUUAAUGGAAGCCGGCAAGGAUUACGCAGAACUGAUAAAUAACUUUUAUUUGGAACAAGAUGAUGAUAAAGAUAACACGGAAGCCCUGGAUAAAGAUCUGGUUGAAAAAAUCUUGAAGGAGAGGAAAGCCAGUACAGCAUCUGCUAAGGACUUGCAACUCGAUCGCCUGAGUAUUGGAUCAUCAAAUCACGAUGAGUUCUCUUCUUCUCCGAUGUUAAAACGAAUGGGAAGUGUUCGCGAGAAGGUUGACAGUUUGCAAGCAGAAGGUGGGGCUUAUGUGGAUGACGCCGUGGUUGCCGAGUUUGACGAAGGUAAAGAGAAAACCAGGACAACUCUUGUCCAGGCGGAAACCCAGAGCUCCGGAUCGGUAUCUAGCAAAACUUACUACGCCUAUGUACAUGCUGCAGGAGGAUGGUGUGCUGCUAUAACGUGUCUAACGUUGUUUGCGCUUCUGAUUUUUGGAGCUACGUUGGACAACUGGUGGUUGACUAUUUGGGUCAACGCUGGAGCUUACGUUACCAAUUGUACCUCCCCGACAUCAGAUCAGAUUUUGGAAAAUUCCACAACCUAUGCGACAACAACCAUAUCAGAUGCAUGGAACACCACUGUGUAUUGUGGAGACUAUGAAUUUACCGCAAAUAUAUCUGAAGGUGACAGAUUGGGUUUUUACCAGGCUGUUUAUUUCAUUAUUCUCAUCAUCACUCUCAUCAUUGUCGUAUUGAAGGCACUCAUGUAUACACACAUAGUAAUCGGUGCAUCUUCACGAUUGCAUGACAAAAUUUUCCGUGUUGUAUUUGGCAGUCCUAUGAGUUUUUUCGAUGUAACUCCAACCGGUAGAAUUCUAAACAGAUUCUCCAGAGACAUGGACGAUAUGGAUGUCCGUCUACCACAAACAAUGGAAACCUUCCUCAUUCAAGCUUGGCUUGUUGUAUUCUCUAUCAUUUCCAUCGUUCUUGUAUUCCCGGCGUUCAUCAUUGUCGUGAUAAUACUGGCGUUGGUUUUUGUUUACUUAUACCGGAUCUUCAGAAUUGCAGUUCGUGAGUUGAAGAGAAUUGACAAUGUCACAAGGUCGCCGUUGUUUUCUCAUGUCACUUCCACAGUUCAAGGCCUUGGCACAAUUCAUGCUUAUAAAAAGACAGAUGCUUUUAUUGAAAAGUUUGACACGUUGAUGGACGCAAGCACAUCGCCUUAUUUGUGUUAUUACUCUUCCAUGAGAUGGUUGGCUGUUCGACUUGAUGCGAUGACAAUUUCUGUUACGUUUUUGAUAUCAUUGUUGGUGGUAUUGACAACAAUCUAUGACAUCGGGGUUGGAGAAACAACAGCAGCAUAUGCGGGAUUAGCUUUGUCAUAUUCUGUUCAAAUGACAGGAUUGUUUCAAGUAUGCGUACGUUUUAGUGUUGAAACGGAAUCUUACUAUACAUCAGUGGAGAGGGUUGUUGAAUACAUCACAGGAUGUCCUUCUGAAGCACCGAGAAAGAUCAAGAAAUCGAGGCCUCCACAGGAAUGGCCAAGCAGAGGGGAAAUUGUGUUCGAUAAUUCUACAAUGAGAUACAGACCUGAGCUGCCAUUAGUGUUGCGUGGAUUACGUUUCACUGUCAAACCCAAUGAAAAGGUUGGAAUAGUUGGAAGAACGGGAUCUGGUAAAUCAUCGCUGGGAAUGGUCCUCUUUCGUCUUGUGGAACUGGCACAUGGAAGAAUUCUUAUCGAUGGCUUAGAAAUUGGGAAGAUGGGAUUGGAAGAUCUUCGAAAGAAACUUUCUAUCAUCCCACAAGAUCCGGUACUUUUUGUGGGAACUGUGCGUUACAAUCUUGAUCCUUUUGAGCAAUAUAAAGAUUCAGAAAUAUGGAUGGCUUUGGAAAGGACACAUAUGAAGAGAGCGAUUACGGAACUUCCGAUGAAACUGGAAACAGAAGUUGUAGAAAACGGUGAAAACUUCAGUGUCGGUGAACGUCAGCUGAUGUGUAUGGCUCGUGCUUUGCUCAGGCACUCUCGCAUUAUCAUGUUAGAUGAAGCAACUGCUGCUAUUGACAGUCAAACUGAUGCUCUUGUUCAAGAAACAAUUCGCGAUGCAUUCUCCGAUUGUACCAUGCUUACGAUCGCCCACAGACUCAACACUGUUCUGACAUGUGAUCGAAUCUUGGUUAUGGAUAACGGCUAUGUGGCCGAAUUCGAUGAACCGGCAAGUCUACUAUUGAAUCCAAACUCCCAAUUCUCACAAAUGAUUGCGGCUGCAGCGAGCAUUCAAGAUCAAGACAAGUUGGAACCACCCCCAGUACCUCGAGGAACUAGCAAGCCCAAGCCAGCGCCGGAACCUGCGAAACAUGUUGUCGAAAAAGUCAAGGAAAUUGUCGUCGAAUCCCCUUCGUCCAGCACUUCUGCUGAAGAUAUUAGCAUAAGUCAGGUUCUUGAUUCAGUCGAAGCUGCCGUAAAUGCUCAUUCUAACCCAGCCUACCAAAAUGAUGAUGAUGAAUACGAAUACACCAUUUUGUAAAAAAAUCUGUGAAAAACAUCAAUUAAAUCGACACAGAGUUCAUUUUGAUAAAAAAAAAAUGCUUGUUUCUAUACCACUGACUAAACGUACAAGCAUUUACCAACUCGAUUCGGCACAUAAAAGUCUUGAUAUCCGUUUAUCUCUACCUAUUUUUACGAGCGCCGGGGCCGCUGCUGCAAUGCAGUGCCGCUAGAAUGGACGUUUUGGGUAAUGUUAAUACAUAUAAUAUAUUUUUGUUUUCGAUUAACUUUCCCCUUCAUUUCUCUUUAUGGAAAUUCGAAAGGUCAACUGGUAUUGUCUUUCUAGAAAUCGAUCUCUGACAACGAUUACCAAAAACAGAUGAUACUACUAACGUUAUACAUAAUAGUGUUAUGAACAUUAAAAUAGACUAACGCAGAAAAUAAAGUGUUGGUUCGAAAUCAAAUGUUAUUUUACUGCCUGCUAUUUAUACGGGUGGGACAUUUGUUGAAUAAAAUGUAUUUUCUUCGUUCAAACUUUUCACCUUGCCUAUACUCUGUAAAAUUUUAUAAUUUAGUUCAUUGAAUUUAUUAUAUGACAUAAAACUCUAUAUACCUAAUUAUUGUUCAAUACUAAUUUCACUGUAACCUUCAAUUUUUUAUGAAAUUAAAUCAAUUUGUCAAUUUUUAAUUUUUUCUUUGAUAUUUAUAUUUGUUUCAGAAUAAUUGCUAAUAUUUUAAAUUGUAAGUGGAAUUUAUAUCCGUACAAAUUGGCGUAAUGUAGUUUUCUCUUUCCGUAACCAGCUCGAAAUGAUUCGUUUAUUUUAAAUAGUGAAUGCAGCCAUAAAUAGUUUCCUUCCCCCCUUUUCGAAUUUAUGUUCUCUUUUGCCAAACAGUAACUUCGUCAUGUAAUUUUUAGCACGCCAACUCAUAGUUGCAAGUGGGCCCACUUCUUAGAUCUAGCCAUGAAAAUACAAUCUUAAACGAAAUUUGACAUACUAAAAUCCCCGAAGAAAUCGUAAAUUUUGUAAUCACUAUAAUCAACUGAAUAUUGAUGAUCACACUCAAGUGUAAGUUUUGAAACAAUAUAGCGUGAGGAAAAAGAGGUUUUCGUUUGAAACCUUAUUCCGUACGAGUGUUUGACCCAAAAAGUACGCCCCUGAUCGACUUGGCGGCAGAAACAUUUUGUUGAAUCUUUCCUCGAUCUUGCCUCGAGCAAAUGCAAAUCUUUGAAGAAUCAUUUAUGCUUGAAAAAAUAAAAAAGAUGUAGUGUUAUUACAAUUACUUUCAAUUCUUCCAAUUUAUGCUAUCGUCGGUUUUUUUUUAUAUUUUCGAUCAUGUAAUAUUGUUUUAUUAUAGUCAGCCCCAUAGAAAUAUUUUGCGUGUUCUUUAAAUAAAUUACAAAUGCGUUUGUUUAUAUAUAGUAAUUUCACACUAUUUUUUUGCAAAUAUUUUACAUUAUUCAUACAGUUAAUAUUUGGGAUAUAUGAGCUCAUGUUUGCUUUUACUCGAUUUUUCGAUCAAAGUUUGAGAGAUUUAUGAUUUUCCACCAUUUUGAAUCAAUAAUAAUUAACAAAUAGUUGAAUAAUUUUCAAGUAAUUUAUCUGCAUUUCAUGCUUGAAAAGAUAUAGAUUUUAACAUUAUGAAGCACGUGUGAAAUCUGUAAUAAAAGACAAUUACAGUAAAA